Branchiostoma belcheri (Belcher's lancelet) is the source of this 6192-nucleotide messenger RNA. RefSeq names its product thyroid adenoma-associated protein homolog. The annotation marks the transcript as partial. Gene Ontology annotation, biological process: tRNA methylation. The transcript is spliced from 7 exons. Gene Ontology annotation, cellular component: cytosol. NCBI's taxonomy places the organism in Eukaryota, Metazoa, Chordata, Leptocardii, Amphioxiformes, Branchiostomatidae. The record is from RefSeq and is a predicted model, not a curated record.
CAAGAUGGCGGCGCCCAGGUGAAAAUUGACGCGGCAUGGUUUCAGCGUUUGGUUAAAACCUUUCAGAAGAAGUACUCUCCUGCAUUGAAGAUUCCAAGCAGUCAGCUUGUAACCAACAUGGAGGACCCAACACUUAUAUAUCUACAACAACUCAGGGACAAGUUAGAGGCUUUCAAUGAUGUGCCAGGCCCCGCAAGACUUCUCCUACAAUGUCUUCAGAACAACAACUCACCACAGCAAGCCAUCAUGCUGAAAACUCUCGCUGUGGGAGCAAAAUUGAGGGAAGCAGCGUCUGAUGCUACACUACAGUCCCAGGCACUUGUCUGUGUAGAUGUCCUUGUCAGUAUGUACCUACAGUGUACCGUACACUCUUCCCUUCGCGGCACUCUAGUCAGUACGUUACAAGGUUUACCAACUGAGUUAAAAACACAGGCAGUUGAGAAGCUCUCUGUUAAGAUCAAUGGGUUAUUGGUAGUUCCAUCUGUAAGGUUGAGAUACAGUAUAAAUAUUUUGGGUCUAUUGCUAGAAAACUUCUCAUUGGGUGCAGCGGUUGUUGCAAAGAAUCUGCCAUCUGUUCUAAACUUUGUUAAGAAGAGUCUUGAAGUCUUGUUGGUGGAUGCUAAAGAUGCAGAAACAGCAAAGUCUUCUCAGGCAAUGCAGGAUUGCACCACAGUCCUAAAGCUACUGACAGCCCUGCUACAGAAAUGUCAAGCCGACAUCUUGGCUCUGAUUACUACAGACCAUGAUAGUCAUGAGAGCUCCCUACUGGCUGACAUAGCAUGUAUACUGCAUGCCAUCUUGCAGUUUGACUGGGUACUGCAGGCUUGUCACAGCUCAGCUGGCAUUGCCUUACCAGCUACAAUCAGAACUCUAUUGCUAAAUGAUAAUGAAGCAACAGUCAAGGCAAUCUUUGUCCUUCUAUAUCCAAACCAUUCCAGUGAGUUUGUAAAUGAUGCCAAGCUAAAACCUCUCAAAACAUUCCUACAAAGUUGUGGUGACGACAGUCUUCCAAGUUUUUCACAUCUCUGUCUUUGUAAAGGUAUCUUGGCUAAGCUUAGUCCAGAGAUGCUAUCCAUGACACUUGAAACGAGAUGUUUGCUGUUUGACGUAAUCCUCCCAGACAUUCUCAGACUAUGCAACAAACUGUCGGAUUCUACUUCAGUUCUGCAUGGCUCUUAUGCCCUUACAGUUUGGUCAGCUAAGGCUCUGGAACUUGCUAAAAGUCCAAUGGAAGGAAACACACAUAAACAGCUGACACUACCCUCUCCUCCAAUGCAGCAAGUGCUAGGCUAUGUUUGGCAGCAUUGGGAUCACCCAUUGGAUGGUGUUCGACAUCAGUGCCGAGAAAUCUUCAGAAACAUACUGAAGUGUCAUGUAAAGGUUUCUGACAGUCCUGUGGGAGAUGAUUCUGAUUUGUUGGACCUUACUAAGAAGGUUCUCAGUGAGGACUGGCACAAACGUGGAAAAUACGUAGCCCUGUGUUGCCUAACAGAAGAGAUAGGAGCGCAGAAGAUCCUCCAUCUCUGUCCUCAGAUUGUGACUCGACUACUUGUACUAAUGAGUUCUGAAGCCGUGACGGCAUCGGUACAUGCCAAAGAACUGCACGGUAAGCUGUCAAAGUCUCACAAGGAUGAACUCACAAGUCAGUCCCACGUUGACGGCAUUUCUGCCUGGCAAGAGGCAUGGAUAGGUCCGGUAUUGGAUCUUCUGUGUAACACAAGUACAUCGGUGAACAGGCAAACCAUCAGCGACUGCCUUUCCAGCCUUCUAAAGACCUCGCCUGAAAGUAUGGACUUCAUCAUUGGUAGGCUGACAACUGAUGGAGGGAGUUUACUAAAGACAAGUGAUGCCAAGCUUUGUGGACUCGUUGCUUGUCUCAAAACUGCCCACAGUCUUAGAAUGAAGAGCCUACAAAGUCCCUCAAGUGUUACUGAGAUGAUGCUGAAGAAAGCAUUGACGCACAGCAAGGACCAGGUCAGACUCAGCUCUCUCUCAUUACUGUGUGAAUCUCACAAGCAGACUGAUCCAAUCCCAGGACACCGCCUCUCAUUGGUCCUGCAUUUCCUGAAGUACAACUUGAACAGCCAAUCACCAUCCUUCAGACAGCAAACCUGCUCUUCCCUAAAGAAGCUGUUCAUCUGUGUGAGAGACAGCAGCUUUGCUGCACAGCGCAGCCUACGACAGCAAGCAAAGAAGUCAGCCGAUGAAACGUCACAGUCAGAAACAUCUCAGGCUUCAAACCAGCUAAAACAGUACAAAGAGUUUCUUGACAAAGUCUUUGAAAUGCUGUUUCAGGGUAUCGGUGUGGGGGCGUCCUUUGCUAGAAAAGCAACAUGCCUGAGUCUUCUUUCAAUCAUGUUGCAAAAUCUUCUGUACCACACUUCAUCUGAGAGUAUUGCGGAGGUGUUCCCUUUGUCUGACAUGUUCACUCCCCAACAUUUCCAUCUCCUACUAGAGUGCCUUGCUGACACGUAUGAGCCAAACAAACAAUCAGGGCUAGAACUCUUAACCUUGAUCCUUAAUAACACUACAUAUUCUUCUGUUCAUUUGAAGGAAGAUGAUCGGCUCUGUGCUCGUUUGUUCAGGAUCUGUGACACACUGAUGAAAAGUGUGAACCCUCACGACAGUGUCACUGCUGCGUACAUUUUCAGGCUUCUUCUCCACCAUUCUAUGGAUGCUCUACGUGUAAAGGAACUGAAUUCAGAAAUUCCAGAUAUAAUACUCGAGCUGGAAGAUGAUGUAAGCAACACAUUCACUUUGCUAGGAUCCCUAGUCAUGAAACUGAAAAUGUUGGUGGAACGCAGCAAAACAGAUCUGCUUGAAGUCGCAGCAAACUCUCCAAUAUAUGGCAUGAUACACUGUAUCAGGGCUCUAUUGGCUGAUGUAGAUAUGGCGUCAUUGGUUACCAAGUUCGAAUGUGGAAACCACGUUGUGGAUGAGAUAGUUGAUGUCUGUUGCGAGGUGUCCAGUAUCGUAUCACCUAUUGUACAGACAGCUGCGCCGGAGGGGUACGUACCAGAAGGGGCCACUCUCGCUGACGAGGCAGUAACACAGGUGUCCUUGAAGCCAGUCGGGGAAGAAGAUGACAAUACAACGUCUCAGGAACCAUCUUCAGUGUCGUCUCAAGCCUUACUCAUCUGCUGUUGGAGAAGCUUGAUGGAGAUCUCUCUGUUGUUUGGACUGUUUGCUCAGAAAGCUCCGCUGUAUCAAGAUGAUCGUAGACGUUGGAAAGGUCUGUUAUCUGUCCACCAGGUGUUGAUGAUAGGAGACUACUUCACUACUCAACUGCUCGAAGCUCGCCACUUGGGAGCGUUCGAGAAGGGAAAAGACGGCUUCGUAAAACUUUGCCACAGGCUGUGGCGGUCCGAGAAACCAGAGUUGAGAACGCUUCCUAGUGAUUGGUUGACCGAGCUCCUGGCAAGCCUCCGUGACUACAGCGACAGUAGCCUGUGUGCGACCAGGCGUAGCGCCGGUUUGCCGCUGUUCUUCGAGUGCGUGUUGACCACCGAGCCGGAGGAACGUCAACAAGCACAACUCAAGUCCUCAAUGGAGCAGCUUCUCUCACUCACCUCUUCCUUACCACUGCCUACCGACAGCAAACACACUGUUCCUAUUGUACACGCCCUGAACAUCCUCAAAGCUCUGUUUAGGAACACCAAACUCGGCGAGCACAUCUUCCCAUACAUCGUUGACGGCGUCAGAGUGACCAUUCUUGGGUUCGGCUCCGAAGUCUGGGCCAUACGUAACGCGUCCACGCUUCUCUUCAGUAUCCUCAUGACCAGGAUAUUCGGAGUAAAGCGAGGGAAGGAUGAACACGCCAGGAGGAAUUGUAUGUCGGGAAGAGAGUUCUUCGCCAGGUUUCCCUCCCUCCAUCCCUUCCUUCUGGAUCAACUGCAGCUGGCAGUGGAGAGGAUCCAGUCCUGUGAGAGCAGUGUAGAUCUGCACCCAAGCCUGUACCCAGUGUUGAUCUUGUUGGCAAAGUUGUACCCCUCCCCCAUGGACGGAGCCUCUUCAACGCUAAACAUGUCUGCAUUCGUCCCACUGGUACAGAAGUGUGCACACAGUACGGUCAUGAAGACAAGAGCCAUGGCGGCACAGGCACUUCUACCACUCAUCCCAGCUGGACAGGCUGCCUCCAACAUAGGAAAACUCCUGAAACAGAUGGAAGACACCUCGGUAAUCUCUCAGAAUUCCAUCCAUGGAAUCCUGCUGCAAGCCCAAGGGUUGAUCAAGACUUACUGUUGCAAAGACAUUCCCGGCGUAACACAAGAAGAUCUUGAGUCAGAGGUGUACCCUUCCUUACAACGUCUUUCUUGGAUUGGGUCGAAGAUGAAUCCUUGUGCUGUCACAAGGGCACUGUAUAUUGAGACCGUUGAGUUCCUUGUUUUUGACAGCAGCGCAGGAAAAGGCUCUCAACUGUUGCAAGAGCUGUGUACAACUUUAGCAGAGUCGCUUUGCAUAGAGUCUCUGGAUGAUAGUAGUGGUGUGUGUGGUGCUGCUGCCUUGAAUGUCUCCAUUGCCCAGUUUGUUCUGAAGUGGCUACUACAAUCAGGCGACGCAGUCACAAACACUGUUGUCAAUCCAGCAGGACUCCUGCUUAUGCUGCUCACUAGCAAACAUUACGAAGUCCGGCAGAGAGCACUGGAGUUCCUCAACAAGAACAUCGCAGAACAGCAAAACCUUCCAACAGAAAAGGGAAAAUCCGAGGGAACAAACAUGGAUGAAACAGAAACACAGUCCAGUGUAACAAACAAUCAAGAUAUUCAUGAUGAAUUGGUAAAGAGCUCUCAAAGCAGCUCCAAAAGCAUGGACUUAGAAGUAGAUAAAAGACUUCACCCAUUGCUGAGACUGUGCACGGAAGAGGGGGUGUUUCAGCAGCUUGUUGCCAUGAUCUGCCAGACAGAAAGGAACUUGGAGGUCCUCCCUCAUCUGUUAGAGCUGAUGUGCAGUCUGGUACCAUUGAAGCCUUUUCCAUGGGUCAUCACAGCUCCAGCACUCAAACGUACACUCAAGUUGACGUGUAGAGUACUGCUCCAGACCCUGGCCUGUUUUGGUGAGGAAAGCAGCAUGAAGCCAGAGCUCCUGUCAGCUGUAGUCUCUCUGUCUUCUAUCACUGCUAACAUGUUGUACACAUCAUUACAUUCACAGGUUGAGAUGGAUACACUAGUCUCAGAGUGCCUUGCAGAUUGGACAGACCUUAUGCUGGGAUGUUCCCAACCAGGACAGAAUGUGGAGGUUAGACUGGCUGUUGCAAAGGGGCUUACUGUUGUGACCAGUAUGUUAGAGGAUGGAGGUUGCUUGCCGGGUGACCUUGGUUUCACCUUGUGGAGAGCACUGCUUACCUUGCUUCAGGACGAAGAUGAGGUCACAAGACAAACAGCGGCAAGUUCUGUACUGUUGUUAAGCAACAAGAAACAGGAAACAUCAGUAAGCAUCCAGCCAACCCUGGCCCUCCAACAAGCCGUGGAGCUCCUUCCUCAGUCAGCCAACCAGGAGACAUGGCACCCCUGUAUCCUCCUCCUGCAUGACCUUGUGACGGGGAGCCCUGACCUUCAGGAUGUAUUUCCAGAUGGACAGAUUACAACUGAAGUGGUCUUUGAGAAGGGAGAGACCAACACCUAUGAAGAGGGGGUGGAGUUGGCAGGUUUGGCAGCUCAAAGCCUAACCCAGGCAGUAGCAGGCACCCCAUUGGUCGGCACUGAUGUCCAACCCUACCUGCCUAAAACUUCAACAGCUAUUGUACACCAACACUCCUCUUCAAGAUCUUUGAAAGAGUUUCCUAUAGAUGCAUCUCUUAUUGUAGCUCUUAUAGAGAAAGAUGUGUCCUUGCUUCAAGAGUUGUGUAAAAGAUGUAAUUCACUGGAAAAAUCCCCAGUCUUUGUGUACCAUUCCCUGUAUGUGAGGGUGUGUGAAACACUCUUCAGGCUGCUCACAGCUGUUACAGUUCUUCUGAGGUGUCCACAUUUGGAUAGCACAUUUGUCGCUGACACUGUAGCUAAGGUAGUAGGGAUUGUAAACAGUUGUACUGUAUGCCAACAACCUCUACCAAGCCCACUUGUCAAAGAAGCUUUGGUACAUUUGCAAUAUCUGGUUAAGUAAUCUUAUUCAGUGUACAAAAUACUUUUUUUAACCAGGUUGCCCAGUGGGCAACCUACGGCAAAAAUUAGGUUGCCCAUCAGAAUUUUAGGUUGC